Molecule: messenger RNA, 1416 nt
Organism: Fomitiporia mediterranea MF3/22
Lineage: Eukaryota; Fungi; Basidiomycota; Agaricomycetes; Hymenochaetales; Hymenochaetaceae
Exons: 6
Coding region: 16-1197 (393 amino acids)
Source: RefSeq, a predicted model, not a curated record
CAGAGCCGCCCUAGCAUGCGCCGUAAAUCCUCCGCCCAGACUCUCCUCAGCUCAUUCAAGUCCUCCCCUGGCAACCCUCCCACGACUGCACCUGCUACCCAACUCACAAUGCAGAUCCCUGCAGCUCUCAACUCGGGUCUCGGUGGCUUCCCACCUGGGGGGACGUCCACUCCUAUCUCGUCCACACAGCGCGAGUGGGACGCUCAGUCCAUGAAGUCUGACUCUAUCACCUCGAGUACUGCCCCUUUGAAUCAGGGUGGUGCGAAUGGAAGCCCUGCUAUCCCACAGGGAACGAGCUUGGAGUCUCUCCGUGACCUGACUAUGAAGAGAAUGAUCACCUUGACUUAUCUACGAAAUGUUCAUGAAGGUCGAAGUCAUUGGUUUAACACCGUCAUGAUGACAAAAGCAGACUUGGACAGAAAGUUUAACAACUUGACAAUGAGAAAACGCACCCUUUCCUUCGCUAUACUGGGAAUGUCAUUAUCAGGCGUAUUCGAUAACACCAAUUCAAACGACUUUUGUAAAAGUCUCCUCAAUAUAUUAACAGAGUACGAACAGUCCAAAGAGGAGAACUACAAACCAAAGAUGCGAUUCUUUAAAUCAAACAAAAUGCCCCGACGAGGUACAAACGCAAUGAACGACUACGCAAUGACCGUGCCCGAAGCCGGCGAAGCCUCCUUCCUCGUAGCUCCGCAUAUACCCUUCCCACUAGACUACCACCAAACUCUCCUCUCCCUCCUCGACAUCCUCUCCGAAGUAUACCACCGCCUCUCCAAGAUCCUUGGUCCCUCUCCCUUCCCCAACACCGGACAAUACAUGAUGGGUCCACUCGGCGCACUCUCCCCCGCCCCGGGUGUAUCGUAUUUGUUUCAGGGAAACGAGAGCAAUAUGUCGCAUGAUGGGGAGAGUAGUAGUUUGUGGGGUAUUGCGAAUGCUUCGGGGUAUACGCUCCCUGGUGGUGGAGGACCGAUGAUGAGUCCACCGGCGACUUGGUCGCCUGUACUUGGGGAUAUGAUGUUAAAGAUUGAUGGGAAGUUGAAGAAAAUCAUCGGACUUUUAUUGAAAGAGCUUGAUGAACUCGCGCGAAACGCGAUACAGGAAGAACUUGCUUCUUUGGAUCCGCUUCUACGGAACCAGACUGUUUCAGAUGGCAUAGGUAUUGGAAGAGAACAGUACGAUUUUGAUACGGUCUUUUAGAUUGAAUAAGCAUACCCUUUCUGCGCCACCCUCUGCACAUAGUCGCCCUUUCCAAGUUCGUUGUUUGGAUUCGUGGAUGUUUUAUUGUUUUGUAUUUCUUUCGUUGUUGUACUUUGCGAUUAUUUAUUCGUCUUUUUAUUGCUUGGCGGUUGAGCUGUCUUUGCAUUAUCCAUCAAUGCUUUGUGGGUUAUUGAGUAUAUAAUUCCAUAUACUUAUUCA